Messenger RNA from Peromyscus leucopus (white-footed mouse), 3040 nucleotides. It is a transcript of the gene Lsmem1, whose product is annotated as leucine rich single-pass membrane protein 1. The transcript has 3 exons. The coding region runs from base 1933 to 2202 and encodes 89 amino acids. NCBI's taxonomy places the organism in Eukaryota, Metazoa, Chordata, Mammalia, Rodentia, Cricetidae. The record is from RefSeq and is a predicted model, not a curated record.
GUUUGGGGAAUAAGAAAUAAGAAUACUUAACCCACACUUGAGUUUACAAAGAUGGAAACUUCCAGAAAUCAUUGAGAAAUUUCUGCUGAUAAAGAUUUCUGGGAACCUGAUGUGGAAAAUGAGUUGAAAGCAGUGAAGUGCUGUGGCUCAAGAAUUAAUUUUAAAGCAGUCAGCAAUGGGUGACGACUCUGGUGGCAUUUACUGGAUUUUCUGGGAAUUGAAUCUGAAAGAAAUAGCAAGGAAUCCUUGAAAAUGUCUCCAGAAUAGAUCACUUAUAUGACCAUAUUUUCUUCUGGUUUAAAAUUCUUAAGCAGCAUUUCAGAUAUUCAAGAAGCUGUCAUGUUCUGGUCAGGUCAUUUCCUAGGAUUCUAACUAUAGCCUUCAGACAGGAGUGAUGGGAUACCACCUGUUCCUAGGCUCUGUGUUUCCAUUUCUGGAAGAUUAACACUUGAGGACUAGGAAGGGAACAGGGGGAAACAGUGAUCAAGAAAUGAAAACAGGGCUUAUGCAAACGAUAGGGGAUCUGGGACAAACUGGAUAAUUAGGAAGGUUUUGUCUCAUCAAGGCAAGCUGAUGAGAACAUCUUCAUCUUUUUGGAGCUUAGUUUAAAAUGUAUGACACUUCUGAUAAAAAAAUUACCAAUUACGUAGUCUGCUUAGUUCUCAAAAUGAGAAUUCCUGUUCUAGAAGUUUAAUGAUGUCCCUAAAGAAAACAGUGAAAGGAAACUGGAACACAUACUUCCAACGGUUUUGAAGCUGAGUAAUGAGCAGGCAGUUGUGGCAAGGUAAGGCAGAUCACAAACAACUGCAAGUCUGUUUCCAGCCUCACCGAGCAGCCUGAGACCUGGCACCUGCAGCUUGUUGUGGGCAGCGGUUUUCCUCUCUUACAGCCUUUUGUGUACACCAGAGGGCAGAGCUGCUUGAUGUGGAUGGAAGGGAAGGGAAAUGGCUGGUUUUCCCAAGAGGCAGAUACGUGCCUAAGCUUGGAAGAAAUCACCUUGGAAGGAAUAAUGAAGUGUGUGAUCUUUGCACUCACAAUUUUUGUAGUGAAUUGGAGGCCCAGGAGUCCCUGGACCCGCUGCUCGAGAUCUUUAAAAGUCUCCCUAAAGGAAAGUGAUGUGGGCUUGCUCAGUCACCGCCUGUGGUACCUACCACUGGGAUGUAUGGUGGACCUUUAGGUAUGGGGCUCGCUGGGAGGCAGGUCGUUGGGGUCAUGCUCUCGAAGGGCGUAGCAGGACCUGGCCCCUUCCUCUCCUUUGCUUCUUGGCUGCCAUGGGACAGAGCCACGUGUUUCUGCUGUACCCACUACCAUGUUUUCUCUUGCUGCAAGCCUGGGCCGGAGGUCUGAAACAGUGGACUAGUAUAAAACUUCACACUUCAUAGCAGCGGACUCAUUUGGGACACUUAGAUAACAGGAGUGGAAAGCUAACACACCAGCCAGCGUGCUAGUUGUGUUAUCACAGUUAUUCUUCCUGUUUACUACAGCCCUCUGGUUGGUCUGGAGUCCCUGCACACCAGCCGUCACCGUGGUAGCGCCUGCCUGCCUGCCUGCCUGCGGCAGGGUGCUUAUACACAGGAGUAUACCACAGCAGAAGUGCUGGGAAUGUGCUGGCAGCUGACCCAGCCCAGCCACGUCCACCGAGUAAGGACUUCUGACUUUCAUAAGAACCUCAUUAGUUACCAACUGAAUCAAGGCUUGGUGGUGUGUUGUUUUAAAGCAGAAGUUUCAGUAAUGCAUGUCUAAAACUCAUAGACAUUAUGGUGGAAUCUUGCAUUGCGUGGCUAAAUCGACACUAAAUAUAGACCACCAAUUAUGUGCUGGGUUUAUGGGCCUCGUGAGCACUUGUGAGCCGCAGGAAGAUCAAGAACCAACUGCAGAAUUGGUAGAAAGUCUGGCUGUCGUUGCUCCCGAAUAGUUGAAUUUCCCAGGACAAUGACUCAUUCCUCCCAGGAUGCUGGACCUCAUGGCAUCCAUGAAGAAGGGAAACUCUAUGUUGUGGAUUCCAUAAAUGACUUAAACAAACUCAAUCUCUGUCCGACAGAAUCGCAACAUCUAUUCCCUUUAGAGGAGAAAAUACCGAACACUGGGACAAACGCAGGAAAUGGAAACCGCAGUCUGUAUUUUGUGGGACUGCUCCUGGUGCUGACGGUCAGCCUAGCUCUGGUGUUCUUCGCCAUCUUCCUAAUAAGUAAGUACUUAUAGGCAGGCUUGUUUGUAUUUGUGUGUGCGUCCUUCAUAGCUGACGCUUCUGGAGCUAGCUAGCGCUUUUUGGCCAUCUAUUUCCUGCAAAAGCUUGGGGGAGACCUAGUGUCUUAAGGGCUCCUUGUUGCUCCUGGAUAGGGUCCUUGUUCACAAGUCCACAGCAUGCUUCCCCAGUGCCAGGUCACAUCUGUGUUUAAUAUUUAAUAAGCUUUUAACUUGUCACCUGGAGCCCCUACUGCCAAAUAGUAUGCAAUUUAUCCUACUUAAUUUUAUUUUUUACUCAAUACGUAGAUAUUUUUCAUUACAUUUAGCCCUAACAUACAUUUCCAUGAGGUUUUGCACACCCCCUCAUGCUUUCUCAUUUGCAUAUCACCCCAGGGAUCAGUUCAGAGUGGCGAGGGUCCAGGCUAAUGGCCGAGUCAGUACUGGGGAUGUGAGGGCAGGUCACUGCUUCCCUGCUUGGUGCUAGCUUCCGUCCUGCCUGCUUCUGGCCUGGGAGGUACAUGUCAUACCCUUAAUUGGUGACACAGAGGCUUGCCCACAUCUGCUCCUCAGCAUAGAUACCCCUCAGUGGAUUCAUGUCAGCCUCGGGUCUCCAGUCUGCUUUGAGUAGCAGGAGAGGAGCUGCCUACCUGCAGAGAGAGAGAGAGAGAGAGAGAGAGAGAGAGAGAGAGAGAGAGAGAGAGAGAGAGUAUGUGUGUGUGUGCUCCUCCAUCAGAGCCAACACAGUUCUCUCUCAGACGACCUUUUAAUACUGUUCUCUUCCAUACCACAGAAAGCUACAAGGAGUGGGGAUAAGGAGGGUCUUUUAAAAAAUUUUAUUUCAUGUGCACUGGUG